UGUCAAUACCUUCUGUCUAGUGAUUUAUAUCCAUGGGAAACACGAGACGCACGAUCAAACGUGUGGGUUCACGCGUGGUCCAAAUAAGCUACGAGUUAGAAGAGACGGUUGAGAAGCAACGCAAUGGUCGCGAGCCAGGCUCUAAUUCAGGGACUAAAAAUACCUCUAGAAAAAGGAAGCGCGGGUUCACGUGUCUUCCGGGCGUAUGGAACCUUCCUCCUGGGAAACGCAUCAUUGUCCAGUUAGGGAAGAAGAUGCAGCCUAUUGGAGUUGAAGGAGGUUUGCUUGGGGAGUUUCUCGGGACUAUUGCUAGAAAUGGCGAGCUGGCACCAUUGUUCACAACUUGGAAGCAAAUUACUGAGGAUAUGAGACACACUAUGAUUCGGAUUGUAGAGUCCAAAUUUGAUUAUCCUCGUAUACCAGCUAUGGAAAAAUGGAUUCUACAUUCCAUAAACUCUAAAUGGAGAAAUUGGAAAAGUGAUCUAAAAGCUGCUCACUAUGAUAGCUCUCAGCCAUUAUCAUAUCAUUUGAAGAAUCUUCCGGAAAGAGUGAAGAGAAAUCAAUGGAAAAAUCUUGUCGCUUUUUGGAGUUCAAAGGAAGGGAAGGAGCUGAGUAACAUAAAUAAGGCUAAUAGAGCAAAACAGAAGAUACGGCACACCUUAGGGAAAAAAAGUUUUGCAAGGGUAACAGCAGAAAAGGAAGCAGAGUUAGGAAGGGAGCUAAAUCGUGUUGAUUUGUUCAUACUUAGUCACGAAAGGAAGAAGGGCAAGAAGCCGGUGGAUAAGGCGGUUGCAGAGGCUAUUGAAAGUAUGAAUGACCUCAUGGAGGUAUAUCCGGAACUUUGCAAGAGCGAUACCCCCUUAAAUGAAGAUGCUGUUUCUCUAGUGUUGGGAAAAGAGAAACCUGGACGCAUCCGAUGCUAUGGCAUAGGGCCAUGUCCAAAAGAUUUUAGGGCCUCCAACUCUGGUUGUCUUCUAACGGAGAACUUAAAGUCAGAGAAUGGGAAAGAUGACGAGAUUCUCAAGUUCAAGGAAGAACUGAAAGCAGCAAAAGAGCAAUUGAAAACCACAAAUGGAGAUGUACAAGAGUUACAGGCCCAACUGGAAAAGAUGUCCAAUAUAGUACAGAAAUUGUCAGCAUACUGCGGACUUGAAGUGAUAUCACAAAAUCUGUACAAGGUCAGCAAUUCAUGAGACAUGGUAUGCAACUAAUUUGGUUGAAUUCAAAAUAGUGAAAGGCCUUUUAUUGAAUAAAUAUCCAGUCAACUGGAUAUUGGAGACUAAGGUGGUUUUAAAGGAAAAAUCGGUGGAUAGGCUCAAAACAUGAGUUUGGUAUCAGGAUUGCUUCGCUGAAGCUUGAAAGAGGGAUACAAAUGUCGAGUGGUGUGACCAUGUUUUUUUCUUUUAGCUGUGACUAGAUCAUGUUUGGGGUUUACUUCUAUUGCAUUAUGCCUUGUUCUUUUUGUUCUUUUUGUUCUUUUUGAAGUGUAUAAGUGAUUUCCCUUAUUAAUCACUGCUCUGUUGUUUCUCUUUCUUUCAAGGUUUCGAGAUAUGAACUGUUGAGCUCUCUUGUUCUUCUCUGUAUAGAUUCCGGAGUGUUACAGUAUCAUAUAUUUGAAGAGAAGUUGAAAUGUUGCCGGUUUUGGCACUCGAGAGUGGUUGAGGGACACAGUCAAAUGCUUGGAAAUGGUCACUGUUGAUGCACUGCUUAUUAAAAUCACCUAAUGCCAUUUGCUGAUUACA
This is a messenger RNA of Syzygium oleosum, 1742 nucleotides long. RefSeq lists its product as uncharacterized. The record is from RefSeq and is a predicted model, not a curated record. The transcript is spliced from 6 exons. NCBI's taxonomy places the organism in Eukaryota, Viridiplantae, Streptophyta, Magnoliopsida, Myrtales, Myrtaceae. Bases 33 to 1193 code for a protein of 386 amino acids.